ACCUACUUCAUAUCUGAUAACCAGAAAAGGCGCGUAGCAAAAGAAAUAAGCAGUUCUUCUGGGGAGAAGACAUUUGUUACUGUGUCAGCGACCUGGCAAAAUUUUCCAUCAGCCGAAUCUUCUGAUACUUUUAUCGCCCGCAAGUGUCAUCAAGCUGCUGAGUGGAGCAAGAUGGCCCUUACCCUGCUACUGUUGAUAAUUGUAAGUUCAAAAUUCUUAGAUGCAAGUUCUCAAGAUGGCAAAGCCAAAGGAGAAGUGUCGAUCUUGGGUAUGACGCUCCAAGGACAUAUCUUCAAAAAGGUCACAAAAGCGGCUCUCGGUGAUAUGUGUUUACGGGAAUGUUACCAAGACAUCAGAUGCCAGAGUUUUAACUACGUCUUUACCGAAGACAUUUGCGAGUUGAGCAACCGUACUAAGGAAGCCAGACCAGAGGAUUUUGUACCAAACUCUGAACGAUACUAUUUUAAAAAAGACAUGAAGAGAGUGCCUCUCGGAUCCGUUCCAGAACUUCCGGCUGAAACGUGUAAAGAGAUUAAGACAAGUGAAGGAGGACAAGCGGUCAGUGCGAGAUACUGGAUUUCCUCCAUCAUACCUGAAAAGAUUGUAUUCGCUUACUGCGGCAUGAAAACAGAAGAUGUCGACGAAUGCAGCUCUUCCAUCCCCGUCUGUGAUCCAAAUGCCAAUUGUCAGAAUACUGAAGGCUCAUUUCGUUGUCAGUGUAUGCCUGGAUUCUCUGGUGACAGGAAAUCUUGCACCGUAUCUGGACAGUCGUUUGUGACAGUUACAAGUUCUUGCGCAAGCCUUUUGACCAUAGAAACAAGAACAGCGGGUCUAAUAUACUCAAAUUAUAAUGGAACUUACUUGGACCACAUGAAUUGCAACUGGACUAUUUCUUCAAAUGCAAAACUGGAACUUGCAUUCAUAAGAUUCCAAACUGAGUCUGGUUAUGACUUUGUUAAGGUGUACGAUGGCCCAACAUCUUCCUCCACACUGAUUGGCGAGUAUGAUGGAGACUCUUUGCCUAGAAACAUUACAAGCUCUUCUCAUGAGCUCUUUAUUACUUUCACAACUGACGGUUCAGUUAUAAAACCAGGGUUCCUAGCGCACUAUCAUAUAUCUGGUCAGCCAUUUGCGACUGUUUCGAGUUCAUGUGCGGACAAGUUGACAGUUCGAUCAAGUUCAAGUGGAAUAAUAUUUUCAAACAGAGAUGGUGCCUACGCUCAUGAUGUGAACUGCAGUUGGAGUAUAUUUUCUAGUACUAAUGUGGAACUAGCAUUUUUCAGAUUCGAUACUGAAGAAAAUCACGACUAUAUCUACGUGUACGAUGGCGGAUCUAUGAUGUCCUCUUUAAUAGGCAAAUACCACGGAAACUCCUUGCCAGCGGUCAUCACAAGCUCAUCCAAUCAGCUUUAUGUUACCUUUAGCAGUGACACCAAAGUUUCAAGUACUGGGUUUGCGGCAAGUUAUCAUGCUUAUAACACAAUUCGCCUUGUUGGAGGAAACACGACACUGACUGGGAGGGUAGAAGUUUACCAUGGCGGCCAAUGGGGAACAAUCUGUGAAGACGGCUGGGACAUCAACGACGCUCAAGUGAUUUGUAGACAGCUUGGCUUUCCUUCAGCCACUCAAGCCUUUCAUAGCGCCAAGCAUGGUCAAGGGUCUGGUCAGAUAUGGAUUGAUAGUCUGGACUGCUCAGGAUAUGAGUUACGCAUCGACGAGUGCAACCAUGAUGGAUGGGGAAAUCAUGAUUGUGGACACAACGAAGACGCCAGUGUAGAAUGCUCCUCCACAAUCCCUUGAUCGGGUUAACGUUAUGGCAAUCACCUGUUUAAAUCACUCACCCCCGAAAGUAACGAAUGGAAG
This is a messenger RNA of Pocillopora verrucosa, 1863 nucleotides long. Its product is annotated as deleted in malignant brain tumors 1 protein-like. Gene Ontology annotation, molecular function: calcium ion binding. NCBI's taxonomy places the organism in Eukaryota, Metazoa, Cnidaria, Anthozoa, Scleractinia, Pocilloporidae. Gene Ontology annotation, cellular component: membrane. The record is from RefSeq and is a predicted model, not a curated record.